GGGAAAUGUCCGCGUGAAUCUGACUACUCAAGGUUGUUGAAAUAAAAGAGGGUUGAAUUUAGUUGCAUGGGAUUAAAGUGAACUUGAUAAAUUUCUUUGUUCAAUUUUGGAUUGAUUCGACUCAUCAGGUGUUGUGAACCGGUACAUUUUCAGUUACGGUUGUUGACUUCCUAACUACUGUUUAACAAGUUGAGUAAUGACAAUUUCGUCGAUAGUAGAACAUAGUAACCACACAUGUGGUCGAUUUCAAGUCACGCCUAAUUCAUUCAGUUUUAAUCGUCAAUAUACCCAGAUCUAUUUGGCACGUCUUACUGCAGCCAAGGCAGUGUUGAAAACGUUGGCUGAACAGAGAUGGUCAACUUCAUCUAUAAAAUCUGAGGCUUCGCAUUUCCCCGUUCGAACAUUAGCUGACCUAAAUGGAGAUGAAAAAUGCAUAAUAAUUGGCACACUUUUCAAGGAAAUGCGUUUAAAACCUAGUGUACUACAUGAUAUUGCAGCGGUAGAAAUUGAAAAUAUUGAAUCAGACAUUCGCAUUUCUUCAACUGAUACUCACUCUUUGGUUCAUCUCACAUCGGACGAUGAUUUACUUUUUCUUGAAGAUGAAGUACAACGUAUUGCUUUGAGUUUCUGUAGUCAGAUUUCAAAACUUUGGUCUCCAGCUAAUCUGGUUACAGGAGUUGUGGUUGCAGCUCUUGGUUACGAGCCUGAAUCUCAACCCGGUUCUUUCUACGUUGAGGACAUGUUGUUCUUAGAACCUCAACCUGAAAAACCUAUUUAUGUUCAAGAAAUUUCCCAUAUUGACGUUAACACAACAGAUUUUCGCAACUCUGGACCUUGGGUUGGUGUUGUCAGUGCCUUAGGUUUUGCAGGUAGUGGUCAAGUAAAACCGGGACAUUCAAUAGCUCUUCAACUUCUUGCCGAUUGGAUACGUUGUGCUGGAGACUUCCAUGGUUCAUCAGAGUCACACACUGAUUCUGGUUUGAUACAUCUUCUGAUUUUGGGUGAUUCAAUUCAAGCAUCAAAAUCAAGUAUAGAUAAUGAUGGUGAUAAGUGCACCCCAGCUGUACGUCUUACACAGCGUGCCCGCUACUUAACUCGUAAUGCCGAUGCAGAAACUGUAACCGCUAUGGCUCGUUUUGAUCAGUGGUUAGCCAGUCUCCCUAUAGGAUCAGGUUGUAAAGAUAAUGGCACUGAUUUUAAUGGUAUAUCGAUAGAUUUGUUGCCGGGACCAUCUGAUCCUACUUCAGUCCUCAUGCCACAACAACCGAUUCAUUCAGCCGCAUUACCUUGUGCCGUUUCCCGUUCUGGUGGUGUUGGCACUGGAAGUUUAUGUGGUCGAACAAAUCCUUAUAGUUUUAUGUUGAGAAAUCGAAAUAUUCUGGCUACUUCUGGUCAGGGUGUAAAUGAGUUAUAUAGAUAUACAAAACUAGAGAAUGCUUGUGACAGGAUGGAAGCUACUUUACUGUGGGGUCACUUAGCUCCUACUUGUCCUGAUACUCUGGGGGGGUAUCCGAUGACCAAUGUCGAUCCACUUCUUCUCCGUUCAUCUUCCACUUCAUCUGCUCAAAACUUUAGUCCUGACUAUCCUGACAUAUACAUAGCUGGUUGUCAAUCUGAAGAUCGGCCAUCUUGGCGACGUGCCCGCUUAAAGUGGAGUGAGGAGAUAGAUAAAAAUAACUGUGGUUGCUUAUUGGUAUCCGUACCACGUUUUGAUUCGACUUUCUCUUUCGUACUUAUCAACUUAAAAUCACUUGAUUGUCGUGUAGUUCGCUUUGAUUCAAGUUUGUUAGAUGAAAAUUGAUGACGAGAGUAUAAAUAUAUCAUCUUACUUUUGUAUGA
Messenger RNA from Schistosoma margrebowiei, 1839 nucleotides. The record is from the annotation of a GenBank genome assembly. NCBI's taxonomy places the organism in Eukaryota, Metazoa, Platyhelminthes, Trematoda, Strigeidida, Schistosomatidae.